UUAAUUCACGUAUUGCACAUCAACUUGUUGCUCAAAUUUAACUUUAAAAAUGUAAAUUUCACUGAUCUUUUUCUUCGUAGCAUCAACGUUUUUUUUUGCUAUUGUUACAACAUUCAGACUUUACGCACUGAAAUCAAAUGAACACACUGAAGUCGGAAAAACGACGUCCCUACCCGGAAAUUCGGAGCACCGGGCAGCAUUUGAAUGCAGCACAAGUCAGCGAGGUACGCUGGGAGUGUCCCUGUCCCCGCCGAGUUAAACGAUUUCAAAUCAUGGGCCUGAAAGUAGCUGUGAGUUGCACAGUGUUGUAUACUCUGCUGGAUGUGUGUGUCACCACUGUCCUGUACACACAUGGCUCACACCUGAGUGUCUUCAAAGAAGAUGCACAGAACUUUAACAUCCUUCUGUCAACACUGGACCUUUGGGGGACUGCACUGAUGAGAUCCUCCAUUCUGUUAGGAGCCUCUUUGGGGGUCUCGUUGAAUAGAAGAGACGGCCCAUUGAGGGUAGCCAAACUCACCACCCUGGUUCUCUUCAUCUGUCUCGUCGUCAUCACUUAUACGUUGGCCAAGCUGCUGAUGCUGAACGAGCUGGGUCCUCUGGAGCAUCAGCCCUGGUUCCUGAGCCUCGUUUGUUGGACGUGUGCCUCCUGUCUGGGCGUCAUGCUGCUGUGGAGGCUGCUGGGGGCGGAGUCAAACUCAGCAAGCCAUCACAACAUGUGCAACAAGGGAGGUGAAGGAGGCUCUGAGGACACAGAGAAGCUUGUGGAGGCAGAUGGUGAGGAGGAGGAGAAGGAGAAGGAGAAGAUCAGCACUGAGGCAACAUUAGGACGUCUGCUGGCAUACUGCAGGAAGGACGGUGGUCUGCUGUCUGUAGCUGUCCUCUUUCUCCUCAUCUCUGCUGUGUGUGAAGCCUUUAUACCGUACUACUACGGGAAAGCAAUCGACAGCAUCGUGGUGGACAAGAGCAUGGAGCACUUUGCUAAACCUGUGAUCACAGUGUCUAUACUGGCUCUGGCCAGGUGGGAAUAUGAUCUUCAUUUGAUGAGGCAGGAAAUCGCCUUCUUUGAUGAAAACCAUACAGGUGACAUCAUUUCUCGUCUGUCGGCUGACACCACCCAGGUGAGUGACCUCAUCUCAGUAAAUGUCAACAUCUUUCUGCGGAGCACCAUCAAGGGCGCCGGCUUCUUCAUCUUCAUGUUUGGGAUGUCCUGGAAGCUCACACUGGUGACCGUCAUGGGAUUCCCCUUCAUCGCUCUCAUCUCCAAACUGUAUGGAAAAUACUACAAGAAAUUGACCAAAGAGGUGCAGACAACCCUCGCAGAAGCCAACAAGGUGGCAGAAGAAACCAUUUCCUCCAUGAGGACGGUGAGAAGCUUUGCCAACGAGAGCGAGGAGGCCAACAACUACUACAGCAAGCUAUUAGUAAUGUUCCAGCUCAACAAGAAACAAGCCCUGGCCUACUCCUGCUACAUGUGGUCCAGCUGUAUCUCAGAGCUGGCUUUAGAGGUUGCUAUUCUCUAUUAUGGCGGUCACCUUGUAGUAACGGGUCAGAUGAGUAGUGGUGCCUUGAUAUCAUUCUUCAUAUAUAUGCUGGACUUGGGAGAAUGUCUUGAGAAUAUUGCAUCUGUUUACACGGGACUGAUGCAAGGAGUGGGAGCAGCUGAGAAGGUUUUUGAAUACCUGGAUAGAACACCUAAACACCCAGCUGAUGGCACAGAGGCUCCAGACACAUACACGGGUCUGGUGGAGUUUAAAAACAUCACAUUUGCCUACCCAACACGCCCGGAAACUGAAAUUCUCAAGGAAGUGUCAUUUACUCUGCGGCCAGGCGAGGUCACAGCCCUUGUGGGACCUUCUGGCAGUGGAAAAAGUUCCUGUGUAAGUCUCCUGGAAAACUUCUACCCUCCUCAGGAAGGCCAAGUGCUGCUGGAUGGAGAGCCUGUUCACAUUUUACAGCAUGACUAUCUCCACUCCAAGGUAGCUCUCGUGAGCCAGGAGCCUGUGCUGUUUGCCCGGACAGUGAAGGAGAACAUCACCUAUGGCCUGACUGACAUCCCCUUGGAGGCUGUAGUGGAGGCUGCUAUCAAAGCUAAUGCUCAUGAGUUCAUCACCUCCUUCCCUAAGGGCUAUGAGACACUUGUUGGUGAGAAAGGAACCCACUUGUCUGGGGGGCAGAAGCAAAGGGUGGCCAUUGCAAGAGCUCUCAUCCGUAAUCCUCGCGUCCUCAUACUUGACGAGGCGACCAGUGCUCUGGAUGCAGAAAGUGAGCACUCUGUUCAGCAGGCUCUGAAUGCAGUCAUGAAAGAGUGCACGGUGCUGGUGAUUGCUCAUCGGCUCAGCACGGUGGAGAAGGCAGACAACAUCAUUGUGAUCGACAAGGGCCGUGUGGCUGAGCAGGGUUGUCACAGUCAGCUGAUGGAGAAUGGGGAACUGUAUUAUAAGCUGGUGCAGAGGCAGGUGUUGGGCAUGGAGACAGGUUUGGAGGUCGCCAAUGCUCCAAAGAAACAAAGCUGGAAGUCAGACGGUGGAGGGCAGAAGAGAAGACAAAGCAGCAGCAGUGAGUCAGAGUGCACUUUACGCUACUGACAAUGAAAGACCGGUUAUCACACACAGACAGACACACACAUGUGUUUAAAUACCUCAUCGUGCUCCAAAAAGAAUGAAUUACUCUUUUACUUUAUUGUUUCCAUAGGAAAGUUUCUGCUUUAUAUUGAAUGAAUUAAGUUUGACGAUGCUUUGUGUAGUUUGCUUUUCAACCAUAUAACUUGAAACUGGUAGUAAAGUGAAGGGGAGGGAACAUAUGUGCCUUUAUAUGUGAAACUCAGUGCACUUUAGAAAGCUAAUGUUGUGUGGGGUGAAGACAAAUCAAAGCAGCACAAAUAGAGAUAACUCAUGUCAGUUUUAAAAUCACUAGAAAUGACAAACACUAAAUAAUGAUAAUCCAUAUUAGCCCUUAGCUUCAAGCUAAAUGCUGCAUUUUUCUUUUACUUCUAAUGUGAUGAUCUGAUUUACUUGUAAGCAUGGAUUGUGACACAUUUUGUGUUUUGAAGCUUUAAAUAUGAUGAGCUUUCUUCUCUGUUGUGUUUUUAGAAUAUGAUUUGGCAGUAGCCCGUUUCCUGCACGUGACAGAUAUGUGUGAACUCUGCGUGUGUGCUUGGUUUGGAGGAGUUUUGUCCAUUCAACCAACUCUCCUCAGAGAUGUUUAAUUUUAGAGAAAUCAGCAGUACAAAAGCAUGAUCUGUUACGGAGAGGUUGAUUGGAUCCUGAGCCUGAAAGCAAAGCUCUGGAUUUACCGCUCGAUCUCCAUUCCAACCCCUCACCUGAGGUCAUGAGCUUUGAGUAGAGACUGAAAGAAUAAGAUCAAGGAUACAAGCGGCUGAAGCGAGUUACCUCUGGAGGGUUUCUCAGCUUUAGAGAGAGGGGGAGGAGCUUAGACAUUCAGGGGCAGCUCGGAGUAGAGCCGUUGCUCCUUUGCAUCGAAAGGAUCCAGGUGAGGUGGUUCAACAUCUGAUCAGGAUCCUCCUGGACCCCUCCCUUUAGAGGUUUUCCAGGCCCACCCAACUGGGAGGAGACCCCGGGGUGGACCCAGAGUUCACUGGAGGGAUUAUAUAUCCCGUCUAGCCUGGGAACGCCUCAGUUUACCCCAGGAGGAUCUGGAAAACGUUUCUGGGGAGAGGGAAGUCUGGGUGGAUUUACUGCUCCUGCUGCCACUACGACCCGACCUCAGAUACAAGGAAGAUGAUGGAUGGAUGAUUGGAUCCUGUUGUGUUGUUCCUGUGCUUACCUCAACAAAGAAGUUAAAACCCCAAAA
Molecule: messenger RNA, 3813 nt
Organism: Labrus bergylta (ballan wrasse)
Lineage: Eukaryota; Metazoa; Chordata; Actinopteri; Labriformes; Labridae
Source: RefSeq, a predicted model, not a curated record